Molecule: messenger RNA, 1754 nt
Organism: Scomber scombrus (Atlantic mackerel)
Lineage: Eukaryota; Metazoa; Chordata; Actinopteri; Scombriformes; Scombridae
Gene: calm1a
Product: calmodulin 1a
Exons: 6
Coding region: 111-560 (149 amino acids)
Molecular function (GO): calcium ion binding
Source: RefSeq, a predicted model, not a curated record
CGUACAGCGGUAGUUCGGCCCGCCUCCAGCCUGCCCUGCUCAGUAGCAGCAACCGUCCAUUUCCUCUCUCCCUGUAGCGCUAGCAGACCAGCGUUUCUAACUUAAACAACAUGGCUGACCAACUAACAGAAGAGCAGAUUGCUGAAUUCAAGGAGGCCUUCUCCCUGUUCGAUAAGGACGGAGAUGGUACCAUCACCACAAAGGAGCUGGGUACAGUCAUGAGGUCAUUGGGUCAAAACCCAACUGAGGCUGAACUGCAGGACAUGAUCAAUGAGGUGGAUGCUGAUGGCAACGGGACCAUUGACUUCCCCGAGUUCCUGACAAUGAUGGCGAGGAAGAUGAAGGACACUGACAGUGAGGAGGAGAUCAGAGAGGCAUUCAGGGUCUUUGAUAAGGACGGCAACGGUUACAUUAGCGCAGCAGAGUUGCGCCAUGUGAUGACUAACCUGGGAGAGAAGCUGACAGACGAGGAAGUAGACGAGAUGAUCAGAGAAGCCGACAUCGACGGAGACGGACAGGUCAACUACGAAGAAUUCGUUCAGAUGAUGACCGCCAAAUGAACAGGGCUCACGUUAAAGACAAACAAUCAGUCAAAUGUUUCACUUACCUCUUAUUGCAAAAAUCUACAUAUAUUCAUACUGUUCUGUAUAGACAACUUAAGCUGAAUGUUGGAAAACUGAAAAUCUGUCCAUAUAAACAAGCUCAAAAAAGGUAAAAGACAAAAAGGAAAAAAAACCUAAAUGAAUCUGCAUGUACUGGCUUGUAUUUCCCGCCCCUUCUCCUCCACCCCUCCCCCCCCUCCAGCACUGAGCUGCCCAAUCAGAUCCUCUGUUGCAGCUGGCUGGUUUGGCCACUGCUCCUCUGCUUCCUGGUUCCAUCUGCCUGAUGUCAUGACGAUUAUUUGGGCUGGCCAAUCGCCUUUUUUCUUCUAUGACUUCCUGUUUUUUCUUCUUCUUUUUUUUCCUGUUCUUCAUGCAUGCAGCUUUAGACGGGUUACUGUUGAGAGCCCAGUGGCAGAGGGCUGCUGUCGGGCCUCGGGCGGCCUGGGACCCCACAGGGAGGAGGGAGGGGGUUAGGUGACAGAUGGAUGGGAGCGAGUGAACCAGCAGAACCUUUGCAGUUUGCUUACCUAAAUGAAGUCAGUGACGACAGAGAUAUUUUUAAGAAAAAUAUUAAAAUGGAAUAAAUAAGAACUCAUUUUAGAUUCUGUGUUUCUGGCAUGUCAGGAUAAUCGCUUUAUCCUUUUGUGUGUUUACCUUUUUGUUUUUUGUUUUUUGAGGGUGAAGCCUGGGUGGGGCGUAGAUUUGAGCCCCUCAGGCAGCGGGUGUCUCCUAGACUAUUUGGAGGGGUUGGGUGGGCUUUAAAGGCAAUGAUACACAAGCAAUUUUUGGGGCAAAAUCAAUGCUGUGAGUGUCAGUUUUUGCUGAGUUGAUUUGCAGACAUUGAUGAAGUUCAUACAUCAGUAGUGAACAUUGUCAUUCGUCACUGAAGCACACUCAGCGCAGCAUUUUGCCUCAAACGUUACACACGUAUCAUGACACUCCGGGGGUAUUUCGGUUUAGUGGGGACGGGGUCGGUGCUUUGCGGCAUUUCUAUCUAGUGUUUGUGUGUGAGUUUGCGUGUGUAAGUGCGUGCGCGUGUGUGGGUGCGGCGAGGCCCGGCCCAGUCCAACUGUUCAGUUCAGUUGAUCUGCAUUCCAAGUUGUACAUGCUAGUCUUUACAUUUUGUUUUUCCAAUAAAAUAUCAUGAACUAA